AUGUAUACUGGUAUCGAUAUAUCAACGUUUCGUACUGGUUUAAAUACCGGCCGUACCGACCAUGUACUAGCCAUACCGGCCAAUUUCAUACAAUAUCGGCCAGUACCGGGUGUACCGGCUGAAUUAAAUCGCUUUAGAGUCGUAUUUUCACAGAGCCAAUUAGAACAAGCUGGACAAAUCACCUGCAACCGUUCUCAUGCAUACUAUGAUCUGUGUUCAGUCGAUGGUCCCACACUGUUAGAACCAAUCACCUCAACUCUCUAUGCAUUGGACCCCAUCAACUCUACUCAACAACCCGUAUGGUUGAAAACUAGACCAUACCCUAGAAAAUGGGACAAAGGAGCAAUGUGCACAGUCAAAGAGUUGACUCUCACCUCAGCUCCACACAGCACUAAAUGCAAAGUCACACACAAUAGUCCAGCCUUAGUAUUCAGUGCAGAAGGGUACACUGGAAACUUCUUCCAUGAUUUCAGUGAUGGGUUUGUUCCCCUCUUCAUCACCAUCAAUUCUCUCUUCUACAAUCAAGAUGUCAUACUUGUGAUCUCUGAUUGCAAUGAUUUAUGGUGGCCCCAAAAGCCACAACUUGUGUUUGUAAUUCGAAAACUUGACGUGGGUAGAGCAAUUUUAAACAAAAAUGAAGUUAUAAAUGCAAUUGAGGAAGUGGGGUUUGAUGUAAAUGUUCUUGACCCAACAACAACGCACACAUGUAUGGCUAAGGCAUUUAAGCUAGUUCACUCUAGCCAUGCAAUGUUGGGGGUUCAUGGUGCAGGACUAACACAUAUGUUGUUCCUAAGGCCAAGGGCAGUGUUGGUGCAAGUGUUGCCAAUUGGGGUACAUUUGCCUUCGAAUAUUAGUUUUAAAGGGCCAGCAAAGAAUUUGGGAUUGGAGUACAUGGUCUACAAGGUAAAAACAAAAGAAAGAAGCUUAGCUGAAAUAUAUGGGACUAAUGACUUGGUGCUAGAGAAUCCAGAUGCUUAUGUUAAUGGGAAUUAUAGUAAUAUGAGGGUAUACAUGAGGACCCAAAAUUUGAAGCUUGAUAUUGUGAGGUUUAAUAGAUACUUGGUGAAGGUAUACAAGGAGGCUAAGAAAUUCAUGGACAUGGAAAAUGAGCUAUCAUUUUUAUUUGGGAGACCAAGACAGAAUUCAGCUUUGUUAUAG
This is a messenger RNA of Quercus lobata, 1158 nucleotides long. RefSeq names its product alpha-1,3-arabinosyltransferase XAT2-like. Gene Ontology annotation, molecular function: glycosyltransferase activity. NCBI's taxonomy places the organism in Eukaryota, Viridiplantae, Streptophyta, Magnoliopsida, Fagales, Fagaceae. The record is from RefSeq and is a predicted model, not a curated record. Bases 1 to 1158 code for a protein of 385 amino acids. The transcript has 3 exons.